AUGGUAACAUCGUCAUUCUCUCAACCACUUUCUACUUCGUCGAUGUCAACUUCAGCAAUAUUGCCACAACAAGCUCAGCCAGUCAUUUCUUUUCGACGAUCAUUCUCUUCACUCGCUUUUCCUGUUCGUCAACCUCGUAUUGACACAUCUCAACCAUUUGAGUUUGGUAAUAUUUUAUUCUCGGGACCUUGCAAUCAAAAAUGUCCGUUUUGUAUCGGUCAUCAAUUAAUCAAAACUCCUAAUAACUUACGUAAGGAAUCUCUAGAGAAUCUCGAUGACUUCAUUGCUGUAAUGAAGGAAUCUGAAAGUUCCAAGAUUAUAUUAACAGGUACAAGAACCGAUCCACAACUUUAUAAAUACGAAGAGAAAUUAUUAAAUAGAUUACGAACUGAUCUACCGAAUGUUCACAUUUCUCUUCAUACAAAUGGUUUAUUGGCCGCCGCAAAGAUGAGAAUAUUUCGAAUGUACGAUUCUUGUACUAUCUCUGUUAAUUCAUUUCGUCCGGAGACAUACUUGAAACUUCAUGGUGUCAAACAAAUGCCAGAUCUAAGACAUAUCAUUAAUCAGGCACCAAACGUUCCGAUCAAACUUUCUUGUGUAUUAACUGAGGAUAAUAUGAAUCAGGUAGAUGAAUAUUUGGAAAAUGCUAAAGUUCUUGGAAUUAAGAGAAUCGCAUUACGACACCUUUAUGGCGAUUCCCGGCGUUUACCAAUCAAUGCUUUCCAACAUAAGAAACCGAUCAAGUUUCAUCAAAGUAAUCCAGUAUAUGAUUUUGAUGGUCUUCAAGUAACUCAUUGGAUCUUUGAUAAAACUUCGGGUCGAUCUUUAAAUCUGUUUUCGGAUGGAACUCUUAGUGCUGAGUAUCUCUUAACGAAAGCUCCUAAUCAAUUACUUGUUUAA
Molecule: messenger RNA, 900 nt
Organism: Didymodactylos carnosus
Lineage: Eukaryota; Metazoa; Rotifera; Eurotatoria; Philodinida; Philodinidae
Source: the annotation of a GenBank genome assembly